Molecule: messenger RNA, 1029 nt
Organism: Cicer arietinum (chickpea)
Lineage: Eukaryota; Viridiplantae; Streptophyta; Magnoliopsida; Fabales; Fabaceae
Product: selT-like protein
Biological process (GO): cell redox homeostasis
Cellular component (GO): endoplasmic reticulum membrane
Molecular function (GO): thioredoxin-disulfide reductase (NADPH) activity
Source: RefSeq, a predicted model, not a curated record
UCCAAAAUUUAAUUGUUAUAAAAAAUACGGAAAUCUUACUUACUCUCUGGCUUCAAACUCUACAAAACUCUCCCAUCAGAUUCUUCACCAAAAACUCUCACACGGCAAAUUGCUGUUACAAUGGAUCGCACACAAAUUCUUCUAGUUGGGUUACCUAUCUUCCUUUUCUUCACAGACAUAAUUAACCUUUUCUCUCUUUCACCGCCUCCCAAAUCAUCUCACCACAAUCACAAUCACAAUCAUAUUCACCGAAUUCCUCAACCUCAACAACAACAACCGCUUCUUCAACAACCCCUUGAUUUUCCCACACAGAAACAGAGUAGCAUUGGCCCAAUUGGCGUUGGAAACACUGUCAGCAUUGAUUUCUGCACUUCCUGUUCUUACAAGGGAACUGCAGUAACAGUGAAAAACAUGCUGGAAUCUUUAUUUCCUGGGAUUAAUGUUGUUUUGGCUAACUAUCCGCCUCCACUUCCAAAGCGUGUUCUUAGCAAAGUAAUACCAGUGGUGCAAACUGGAGUUAUUAUAGCUUUAACCGCUGGUGACCAGAUAUUCCCAAGACUGGGAGUGACACCACCACCAUUGUACUACUCCCUGCGUGCCAAUAAGUUUAGAAGUAUCGCAAGCACUUGGCUUCUUGCAAAUUUUGCCCAAUCCUUCUUACAGAGUUCUGGUGCUUUCGAAGUUUAUUGCAAUGGCGAAUUGAUUUUCUCCAAGCUGAAGGAGAACAGAUUUCCUGGUGAAUUUGAGUUGAAGGAACUUGUUGGCAGAAGAAUAGCUAACACACACGUGAUUUGAAACAGAGGAAAUAGACAAUACAGAAAUCAAUUUUUUAUUUAGUUUGUGUAAUUUGUUAUGUACACUGUUAGGUAAGGAAUUGAAUACUGAUCAUGCAUUGGUUUUACACUUUUUUGUUUUGAAGCCUCUCUUUCUUUCUAAUGAUAACUUUUUAUCAUAGAGUAAUGAUAUAUGGCAUUAUUUCUCCAUUGACAAACACAAAGAAACUAAACUUUGGUGCUUCCAAUUGAGUUU